Lethenteron reissneri (Far Eastern brook lamprey) is the source of this 2053-nucleotide messenger RNA. It is a transcript of the gene DDX56, whose product is annotated as DEAD-box helicase 56. The record is from RefSeq and is a predicted model, not a curated record. Lineage: Eukaryota; Metazoa; Chordata; Hyperoartia; Petromyzontiformes; Petromyzontidae. Gene Ontology annotation, cellular component: cytosol. Gene Ontology annotation, molecular function: RNA helicase activity; ATP binding; nucleic acid binding.
CGCACAGCUCGGACACACGUGGUGGUGGUUGGGGGUGCGAGUGGAAAAUCUCGCGCCGCUCGCGUUCGGCAGGAGCCGGACUCUGCCUCUCGACGCCCGGGCCCCAUCCCCAGCUCAGCGCGGCGGCGGCGGAGGAGGCAGCAGCAGCAGCAGAGGAGCCAUGGCGGAGACCGCGAGGCUGCAGUUCCACGAAAUGGGGCUUGACGACCGCAUCCUGAAGGCGGUGGCGAAGCUGGGCUGGGCGCAGCCGACCCUGAUCCAGGAGCGAGCCAUCCCGCUGGCGCUCGAGGGCAAGGACCUGCUGGCGCGGGCGCGCACAGGCUCCGGCAAGACGGCGGCAUACGCCCUCCCACUCAUCCAGCGCGUGCUCACCGCCAAGGAGGCGGUGUGCGAGCCGGCGGUGCGCGCGCUGGUGCUCGUCCCCACCAAGGAGCUGGGCCGGCAGGCGGCGCGCAUGCUGGGUCAGCUGACGGCGUACUGCUCACGCGACGUGCGCGUGUGCGACGUGUCCGGGCAAGUGGAGCUCAGCGCGCAGAGGCCCCUACUGAUGGAGAAACCGGACGUGGUGGUGGGGACCCCGAGCCGCGUGCUCGGCCACCUGCAGCAGAAAAACCUGGCGCUGCGCGAAUCGCUCGAGAUGAUCGUCAUCGACGAGGCCGACCUCAUCUUCUCCUUCGGCUUUGAGAACGACCUCAAGGUCCUCUUGGGGCACCUGCCCAACAUCUACCAAGCCUUCCUGAUGUCGGCCACGCUCAGCGAGGACGUCAGCGCCCUCAAGAAGCUCAUCCUGCACAACCCCGUGACCCUCAAGCUGCAGGAGUCUCAGUUGCCCGACAGCGGCCAGCUGGCUCAGUACCACGUGAAGUGCGAGGAGGAGGACAAGUUCCUGCUGGUCUACACGCUCCUCAAGCUGGGGCUCGUGCGCGGCAAGACGCUCGUCUUCGUCAACGCCAUCGAGCGCUGCUACCGCCUCAAGCUCUUCCUCGAGCAGUUCAGCCUCCCGGCCUGCGUGCUCAAUUCCGAACUGCCCGUGCACUCCAGGUGCCACAUCAUCAGCCAGUUCAACCAGGGCUUCUACGACUACAUCGUCGCGACGGACGAGCACUCGCUCACCGAGAACGCCAACCGCGAGCGGCCCUCGUCGGACGGGGAGGGAAAGAAGGAGGAGCCGUCCAAGAGCAGGAAGAGGAAAGCGGUGAAGAGGGGUAAGGACAAGGAGUACAGCGUGGCCCGGGGCAUCGACUUCCAGAACGUGUCCAACGUCAUCAACUUUGACUUCCCGCCCACAGUGGAGGCGUACAUCCACCGCGUGGGCCGGACGGCACGGGCCGACAACCAGGGCACGGCACUCACGUUCGUCAACCACAAGGAGAUGUCGCUGCUGCAGGAGGUGGAGACGAUCCUAGCAGGAGACAAAGAGAGCGCGGCUCUGAAGCCCUACCAGUUCCGCAUGGCGGAGAUCGAGGGCUUCCGCUACCGCUGCACGGACGCCAUGCACUCCGUCACUAAGCAGGCCAUCAAGGAGGCGCGUCUGAAGGAGAUCAAGCAGGAGUUGCUCAACUCCGACAAGCUCAAGACGUACUUUGAGGACAACCCGCGCGACCUGCAGCUGCUGCGGCAUGACCGGGCGCUGCACCCGGCCGUCGUGAAGCCGCACAUGAGGAACGUCCCCGACUACCUCAUCCCGCCCACGCUGAAGCAGAUUGCGCGGCCCACGCGGGGAAGCAGGAAGCGGUACACGCCUGGCCCGAGCACGACCACCACCAGAAGACCCAAGAGGCAGCAGCAAGACCCGCUCAAGACCUUCAAGUUCGCGGACAAGGAGUAGGCGCGGGGGGCAAGAUCCUGAGCGGGCGGGCGCAUGAAACGACUCCCUCCCCCGUGCUCCGUCUGUCCGGGGGAGGAGCAGAAACCAUCGCCACCUCGCUCUCUUCCCCGCUUCACCAUCGCUGUGCCCGGACGUUGCCUUGUUCAUCAGGGAGGCGUCAAACUUGUACAUUCGUUGGUUUUCGGGGUGUUUAGUUUUUUUUAAUAAACAUCAGCGUACAGAUAA